This is a messenger RNA of Caenorhabditis briggsae, 1956 nucleotides long. Bases 1 to 1956 code for a protein of 651 amino acids. The record is from RefSeq and is a predicted model, not a curated record. The transcript is spliced from 13 exons. Gene Ontology annotation, cellular component: Cul4-RING E3 ubiquitin ligase complex. Lineage: Eukaryota; Metazoa; Nematoda; Chromadorea; Rhabditida; Rhabditidae.
AUGGGCUGUCAAGUGUCAUCUGAUGGCAGCCAUUUCGAACGAUCAGACUAUGAUAAGCUAUGGAAACGAAUGAAUUCGGUGACAGAUCCAUACUCUUCACCAAAUACUGGGAACAACAAGAAGAAAAAACAGAAACAAACUGGAUGGAAGACUAUGAGAGUUCUCCUGGUUACAACUUAUAAAGAUUUCAGAAAUGAACGAAGAGCAGUGUUGGAUUUGGUGGAGAAUAAAUUGCAAUCAAUAGCGAGUGAAAAACAAAUAGUGCUUCAGGUGGAGGAUUUUAAUUGGGGAUCAAAGGCUCAUCUUGAAGAUGCUUCAUGUCUGUAUCUAAUUGAAAGAUUGUGUCGAGAAGCGUCAGCUUCCUCAUCCAACUUCUUCUAUUUGCACUUCCUCGGAGAAUGUGCUGGAUACAUAAUCGACCACACUUUCACCGAUGAAUCUUUCCUCCGACAGCAUGCAAUCUCGAGUGAACAAUCUUACUCGGAAGUCUUCCUUCAAUUAGCUGGUCUUCAGAAUCCUAGCUCUAUUUUUCUCUAUCGAAAUCCAAGUUUUCACCAAGAACUGCCUUUCAAUGUUACCAAUUUUAUUGAUUCACCUGUCAAUCGAGAAAGAACAAAAUAUUUGACAUCAAUGGUGAAAGGAGCUGUGGCUCCUUUCAAGUUCAUCGAGUAUUCUGUACGGACAUCUGGAAUCAAUAACACGCAUUUCAAACACAUUAUGUUUGAUGAUUUGAGCGGAGCAAUCAAACCAAUUGAAGAUUUGAUAACAAAGAAGUUGGAUAGCCUUCCUGAUAUCGAAUCUACAUCCAUUCCUACAACAGAGGAUUUCAUGAGAGAUUACUAUGCUGAUAUGAAGUUGGAUCAAGAGUUACUAACGAAGCUUGAAUGCAACAUAAGAUCUCGAAAAUCCACACUGUUGGUCGGGGAGUACUGUACUGGAAAAACUGCAAUCCUACAACGAAUUCAACGAAAAUAUGACGAAUCUGUUUUAAUUCAAGCCAAGGAAAAAAUGAGUGCUGCUGAAUUGAGAAGGGAAAUCGAAUCGAAAACAAAAGUAAUUUUACACGAUGUUGAGCACAAAUUGGUUAGAUAUCUACUGGUAGAUGAUGUUCAUUUGGCAACAAAAGAAGCACAACAGUUUUUAGUGGGAAACGAAGAGUUGGUGAUAAUUGCGACAAGUAGAAAACGAAAAAUCGAUGUUGAAAUGGAUCGUUUGAUUAUUCAGCAUCCGGAUCCUGAAGAAAUUCUUGACCAAUUAUCUUUCUGGUUGAAUGGAGGAACCAAGGAAAAGACUGGUGUUCCAUCCGUGAAAGCGUCAAACAUUUUGAAAAUGUCACAACAGAAACGAAGGAGAAGUUUGGGGAACGUAGAAGAUGGUCAUCAGCCGGAUGAGAACAUUGGUUGGAAUAGUUUGAAGUGUCGAGUGAUUGGAACACUGGGAAGGUUAGGAAGUUCCGAUGAGAAAUGUGCACAAUUGUCACAGUUGUCAACUUUAAGUGUCGUCGAAGCAGAUAUUUGUUUGAUGGAAUCUGAUGGAAAAGGGCAUCUUCUGAUUUCAACUAUUUGUUUUUUAACAAUUGUGGAGACUGGUUUGAACGAGAUCGAAUUGCGAAGUCUAUUGGUUACGGAGUACAAUUUGUUGCCGAUUGGAAUCAGAAGAAAUUAUAGAAACUUGCCUUUUGACUAUUGCCCGGAUGACUUUGGUACCACUGCUUGUGUUCAAAUGCCUCCAUUGAGAUGGUACUUCGUUCUCCACAGACUUUCUCAUAUUUUUAUGAAAAUUGAUCCGGAUAGCAACCAUUUUGUUCUGCCAGCUGCAUGCAGGAGAGUUGUAACGAAGAAAUUUCUGAAGCAUCACCACAACAUGGAGCAUUUCAAGAAACUUCUGAAAACUUUUAUGACAACUUUCUCAUCUCGAGAAUGGAAUCGAAAUCGACAAAUUGGAAAAUUUAUUUAG